GCGAGGAUGGAGGUGGAAGAUCUGUUCACCGACCUGACAGACGGGAAGAAACUGCUAAAACUUUUGGAGAUUAUUUCCGGAGAAAAGCUCGGAAAGCCAAAUCAUGGAAAAAUGCGAGUUCAUAAAAUAGAAAAUGUCAACAAAAGUUUGGCCUUUUUGCACACAAAGGUACGAUUAGAGAGUAUUGGUGCAGAAGACAUUGUGGACGGUAAUCCUCGAUUAAUUUUGGGUUUGAUUUGGACAAUUAUUCUUCGUUUCCAGAUUCAGGAGAUAGAAAUUGAUGUGAACGAAGAUGAUGAAAGCAGUGAAAAAAAGUCAGCUAAAGAUGCACUUUUAUUAUGGUGCCAACGUAAAACAGCAGGUUACCCACAUGUCAACAUCCAGGAUUUUACAAGCAGCUGGAGAAGUGGGUUAGGGUUUAAUGCUCUUAUCCAUGCCCACCGACCAGACCUCAUCAACUUCAGGGCCCUUCAACCCCAUAACCAUAUAGAUAACUUGAAUAAUGCCUUCGAUAUAGCUCAGAGAGAACUGGGGAUACCUCGCCUUCUUGAUGCUGAAGAUGUAGAUAUUAACAGGCCAGAUGAAAAGUCUGUCAUCACAUAUGUGGCAUCUUACUAUCACACCUUUGCCAGGAUGAAAACAGAAAUGAAAGGAGGAAGAAGAAUUGCUAAUAUUGUUGGACAAAUGAUGGAUGCUGAUAAGCAAAAAAACAUUUAUGAGGAAUUUACAACAAGCCUGCUUGACUGGAUCCAAGAAAAGAUUAUUGAAUUAGAUGAUCGAAAAUUUCCUAACUCCCUUGAAGGCAUUCAGAGGGAUUUAUUGAGGUUUAAAGAAUAUCGUACUGUUGAAAAACCACCAAAGUAUAGAGAAAGGAGUGAGAUCGAGGCCUUGUUGUUUGCCAUUCAAACCAAAUUGAAAGCUUUAGGUCAGCCACUCUAUGUUCCUCCAGAAGGUAAACUUGUACACGAUAUUGAAAAAGCUUGGGAGCAGUUAGAAAAGGCUGAACACCAACGAGAGGUAGCACUGAGAGAAGAGCUUCUCCGGCAGAAAAGAUUGGAAAACUUAGCUUAUAGAUUUGAGAAAAAGAGUGUGCUGCGUGAAGGAUACUUGAAAGAAAUGAUCCAGGUUUUGUCUGAUCCCCGAUAUGGAAGCAACCUGGCACAAGUUGAAGCAACAGUUAAGAAACAUGAAGCAAUUAGUGCAGACAUUAUGGCAAGGGAAGAAAGAUUUGCAAACUUGACUGUAAUGGCUGAUGAGCUAGUGGCAGAAAAUUUCCAUGGCAAAGACAAGAUAAAAAAAAGAGAGACAGAGAUUCUUCAGCGUUGGCAUUAUCUGUUAGAACUUCUGAAGAAACACAGGAUAUCUCUCACUGGAUUCAGUAAUUUAAUGAGUAUCCUGAGAGAGAUUGACACAAUAACUGAUGAAAUCAAGGAGAUGGAGGGAAGUAUCUACUCUGAUGAUCUAGGACGCCAUCUGUUGUCAGUUGAGGAUCUAUUACAGAAACUUAGCUUGAUGGAGGCUCAGAUCACAUCACAAGGAGACACAAUUCGAAAACUGAACAAACAAGCACAGUUAUUUAUUCAAGAAGGAUACAAGGAAGCUCCUGUAUUGCAGAAGCGGUUGGAUAAGUUGAAUGGAGAAUAUGAUAAUCUUGUGCAGCUGGCUCAUAAUCGAAGAGCCAAGUUGGAGGAAUCUCGUGCAUAUUAUCAGUUUGUUCAAGACCACGAGGAAGAAGAAGCUUGGGUGGUAGAGAGACAAAGAAUUUGUAAAACAGUGAUUCCUGGGAAGGACUUAUUGGGUGUAACAUCUUUACAGCAGAAACACAAGGGUCUGGAAGCAGAAAUUAAAUCUCAUUGGGCAAGAACCCAGAAGGUGAUCAAAGCUGGAGAAAAAUUGGUCCAAACCAAUCAUCCACAGAGCAGGGAUAUUCGACAGAGGAUUCAAACUUUGAAGAACAAAUGGGAUCACCUACAUGAACUGACAGCUUUAAGACGUAAACAGUUAGAGGAUGCAUCUUCAGCUUAUCAGUAUUAUGCUGAUGUGAAUGAAGCAGAAUCUUGGAUGCGAGAAAAAAUGUCUCUUGUUUCAAGUGAAGAUUUUGGUGAAGAUGAACCAAGUGCUAGAGCUCUUUUGCAGAGACAUAGCCGGUUAGAGAGUGAGAUCAAGGCUUAUGAAGCUGACAUUCAGCGACUGAAUGAUCAAUCAGACAAAAUGAUAAAAUCAGGAAUUGCUACUCUCAGUGUUUUAGAUAAUACUCCAGAAGAACCAGAGAAAGAGGAGUGGAUAGAGGAGGUAAUAAUGGUUCCAACAGAAGAGUGGGUAGAUGAAAUUGUUGAACAAGAAGUAUUAAGGGACACAAUAGAAGAACGAAGAAUUCCUCAAGUUCGAGCACUUUAUGCUUUUCGUGGCCAAGGAAUGGAAAUGCAGAAAGGAGAGGUGAUGCUAUUGUUACAAAAAACAAAUUCUGAUUGGUGGCAUGCCCGCAGAGGAAAUGGACAAGAUGGAUUUGUUCCAGCUAACUAUGUGAAAGAAAUUGAACCCAAAGUUAUUAAAAAAGUUGUUAAACAGUCAGUCAAAGUUCCUCAGAAACAGAGAGUCAAAAAACGAGUUAUGAAACAACAAGUUGUAAAAAAGAAAAAACAGUCUCCAAAUAAUAAAAAACCCUUAUCAAGAUCUUCAAGUCGUAAAGAUGGAAUGAAAGUGGAAGAGCGCCAAAAAGCAAUAAAUAAAACUUUUGAUGACUUGGUUCACCUUGCCAAGGCCAGGCGUAACUUUUUAGAAGAUGCUCUCAAGCUGUUUGGAUUUUACAGAGAUUGUGAAGAUUUUGAAAAUUGGAUGAAAGAUAAGGAAAGAAUGUUGACAACAGAUGAUGCCAAUGACAGUGUUGAUGUAAUGAAGAAAAAGUUUGAGCAUUUCUUGACUGACUUAUCAGCAACUAGUCGACGAGUAGAAGAUGUUGAUCAAAUGGUCAAUGAAUUUGUCCAUACAAAACACAGCCAGAUUGGAGCUAUAAAAACAAGACAGAGACAGAUACAUGACAGGUGGAACAGGUUAAAUAAGCUGAAAACUGAGAAGGAACGAAGCUUGGAGGGAGCCACCAGUGUGGAGCUGUUUAAUAGAACAUGUGACGAAGCAAGAGAUUGGAUGUUGGAGAAGUUGGACAAGAUGGAUACAGAUGAGAUGGGUAGAGACAUGAAAACAGUACAGGCAUUGCAGAGGAGACACCAGAAUUUAGAACGAGAACUUGCUCCUGUGGAAGAAAAAUUUAACAGAGUGAAUCUCCUAGCUGAUUCAGUGAAGGCAUCAUAUCCUAGUGAACGAUCCAAUAUUACAUUACGACAAAAAGAAAUGCAAAGUAUAUGGGACAGAGUCAAGGCAAAAGCAGCAGAACGAAAGGCAAGGUUAGAUGAAUCAAUGGGCAGACAAAUCUUCAAUAACAGUGCCAUGAGUCUGUUAUCCUGGGUUAGCAAUGUAAAGCAGUCACUUAACAGUGAUGAGCCAGCUCGUGAUGUCACCACUGCGGAGAAUCUACUAAAAGACCAUGAAGAUCUUGGAAAUGAAAUCAGAACUCACGAAGAUGAGUUUAAUGAUGUGCAGGAAUUAGGUAAAAUGUUAUUGCGGAAAAAUCCAGAAGCAUCAGACAUUCGAAAUAUGGUGGUACAACUGAAAGAGGAACAUGAUGCUAUACAUCGUGGUUGGCAAGAGAAGUAUGAUUGGCUACGACAGUGUAUGGAUCUACAGGUAUUCAACAGGGAAGCAGACCAAAUUGAUAGCAUUACCAACAGUCACAAUGCGUUUUUGGAAUUUGAAGAUCUUGGGACCACACUUGAUGAUGUGGAGGCUUUGUUAAAACGACACGAGAACUUUAUGAAUACUCUGAAUGCUCAGGAUGAAAGACUUAAGAAUUUUGUUGUUAUGGCUGAAAAACUGAUUGCUGCUGGACACUAUGAAAGCAAAUAUAUUGAUGAAAGACAGCAUCAAGUAGUGGCCCUCAGAGAAGCAGUAAAGGAAAAAGCAGAAAAAAGAAAAGAUAUGUUGGAAACAUCUCUUGUCUAUCAAAGGUUUAGAGCUGAAGGUGAUGAGCUGAUGGCAUGGGUGCAGGAAAAAAUGAAAACAGCUGGAGAUGAAUGUUACCGUGAUUUAACUAACCUUGAACGUAAGCUCCAGAAACACGAAGCUUUUGAAGCUGAGGUCAAGGCAAAUGAGCCCAGAGUAGACAUUAUUAACAAGACUGGCACUGAACUGAUUAGUGAUGGGAACUUUGCCAGUGAGAAAGUCAUUGAGCUACUAGACCGUUUAAACACCCAGUGGGAUGAUCUUUGCUCCCAGACUAAAGACAAGGGUCAUAAGCUGAGACAGGCUGUUUCCCAACACUCUUACAACAGAACACUAGAGAGUGCACGAUGUAAACUAGAUGAACUUGAAGGAUCUUUGGCAUCCGAUGAUCGAGGUCAUGACUUAAGAAGUGUAAAAGAACUCUUAAAAAAACAUCAGGUACUAGAAACAGAACUUGGGGUAUGGGAAAACAAAGUCCAAGAAGUGAUUAACCUUGGACAAGAGAUGGCUCGACAAGGGCACUUUGAUGCUCCAAAUAUCCUUAAGGCUGCUAAAGCUGUGAGUGACAGGUCUUCCAGUCUAGAAGUCCCUGCAGCUGAAAGACGUCAUCAACUUGAAGAAUCUCUUAAAUUUCACCAGUUUAAUUUUGAUGUUGAUGCAGAAAUGCAAUGGAUCAGAGAUCACCUGCCUGCAGCAUCAUCACAAGAUGUUGGCCAGAAUCUUAUUGAUGCUCAGAACUUAUACAAGAAGCAUCUGAAACUGGAACGAGAAAUCCAAGGGCAUCAGCCAAUUAUUGAUAAACUUCUGGCUUGUGGUGAAGCACUAGCUGACCAAAAGCAUUUUGCUGCCUCAUCUAUUCUAAUCAAGUGUGAGGAACUUCAUCAGAAUUGGCAGGAACUUCUGUCAUUAGCUGUUGAAAGGAAGAAGAAGUUAGAACUUUCUCUCAGGGCUCAACAGUUUUACACAGAAGCAAAUGAGGUGGAAACAUGGAUAACAGAGAAAAAUGACAUUUUAACAAGUACUGAUUAUGGUCGUGAUGAAGAUGGAGCUGUCAGGCUUUUAACCAAGCAUAAGGCCUUGGAGUUAGAAAUUGAUACCUAUACAGGAUUAGUCAAUGAGAUGGCUCGUCAAGCACAAAAAAUGGUUGACUCGAACCACCCAGAGAGUAAAGUCAUCAAUGGCAGAAUUCAAAUGAUACAGAAGGAGGUGAAAAAACUUCAGAAAUUGGCAACUGUAAGACGACAGAAACUUGUUGAGUCAAAGAACCGUCAUGAGUACUUCAGAGAAAGUGAAGAGUUGGAAAAUUGGAUUAAUGAAGAAAUGCAGAUGGCAGCUUCUGAAGAGUAUGGACAAGAUUAUGAGCAUUUAUUGCUGCUUCAAAGCAAGUUUGAUGACUUCCGUCAUCGGAUAGAAGCUGGUUCGGAGAGGUACAGCCAAUGUGAGGAACUGUGCCGAAAGCUAACAGCAGUGGAGAGCCCCUACACCGGAGAACUUAUACAAAGACAGGAGCAUCUAAGGAAUGCAUGGGAUCAGUUGUGGGAUCACAUUGAAGCCAGAGAUCAGAAGCUUCAGGCAGCUGGAGAGAUCCAUCGAUUUAAUAGAGAUGUAGCUGAAGCUCUCUCCAGGAUACAAGAAAAAUAUGCCAGCAUUCCUGAUGACUUGGGAAGGGAUCUCAACUCCGUUCAGAGCUUAAGAAAGAAACACGAAGGCUUUGAAAACGAUUUAGUUGCUUUGGAAGCACAGCUUCAAGUUUUGGUGGAUGACAGUGUAAGACUUCAAGAAACCUAUCCAGGUGGAAAUGCAGAACAUAUUGCAGAACAGCAAAACUACGUUGUUGAAAGUUGGAACUCACUUCAGGAGCGAGCUCAGCUGCGUAAAGAACAAAUAGAAAAUGCAAUUCUUUUUCAUCGUUUCUUGGCUUUGGUUCGAGAUCUAGAGACAUGGGCUCAGAGUCUGUGUUCUUCUAUGAACACAGAAGAAAAGGUACGUGAUGCUACUGCUGCACAACUUCUUAAAACGGAACAUGAACACUUGAAAGCAGAAAUUGAAGCUAGAGAGGAAAACUUCAGGAAUGUUGUUCAAAAUGGAGAGAUGAUGAUACAAAAGGAACAUUAUGCCAGUGCUGAGAUUAGAGAACGUCUAAACCAACUUUUGAAAAUGAGAGAACAGCUUCAUACUGGUUGGCAGAGGAAGCAUGUCUAUCUUGAUCAACUCCUGGACCUGCAUUGUUUCUUGCGAGAUGCAAAACAAUUGGAUACACUAAGUGGUCAGCAGGAGGUCUACCUCUGUGGGUCAGACUUUGGAACAACAGUAGAAGAAGUUGAUGCCCAAGUGAAAAAACAUGAGGCUUUUGAGAAACUUAUGGUAACACAAGAUGAAAAGCUAUCAUCCUUACAAGAACAUGGUAUCAAGCUAUUACAGCAGAAUCAUUUUGAAAGUGAAAUGAUACGUCACAGAAUAGAUGAGGUAACACAGAGGAGAAACAAAAUAAAGAACUUAAGUGUGACAAGGAAACAGAAGUUAACAGAUGCUUUGCUGCAUACUAAAUUUAAGAGAGACUCUGCUGAGGCAGAGACAUGGAUUGAGGAAAAAAUGAAAAAUUUAGAAGCAGAGGCCAGUAAAGGAGAUGUAGCAAGCAUAGAAGACAAAAUAAAGAAACUACAGAAACACCAGGCUUUUAGAGCAGAGCUUGCUGCUCAUGAUGAAAACAUCAAAGCCAUCAAACAGAAAGGUGAACUUCUUCUUUCAAAGAAGCAUGAAUCUUCUCCUGAGAUCAGGAUUCAGUUAGAGCAGCUUCUUAUGAAAUGGUCCCAGCUUCUGAAUGCUUCAGCUAAUCGAGGGCGAGGUCUAGAAGAGGCACAAGAUAUAUUUGAAUUAAAUAAUCAGAUGGAGAAGGUUGAGGCUUGGAUUAGGGAUAAGGAAAUGAUGGUCCAAGCAGGAGAUACAGGCAGAGAUUAUGAACAUUGUCUGGCUCUUCAGAGGAAGUUAAAUGAUGUAGAUUCGGAUAUGCUGGUAGAUGACUCCAGGAUUAAAACCAUCAAUAGUUUAGCAGACAAGUUGAUUCGACAAGGACGUUCUGAUACUCAAGCAUUGCAACAUCGUCGAGAAGAACUUAACCAUAAGUGGAAAGCUUUACAGGGCUCAAUAGCUGACUAUAGGAUAAAGCUGGCUGGAGCACUGGAGGUUCAUGCAUUUAACAGAGAUGUAGAUGAUACAAAUGAUCGAAUCAAUGAAAAGGCAGUGACUUUGUCAGUAGAUGAUGAUGGAAAAGAUCUUCAUGUGGUAGAGGCAUUACAACGGAAACAGGAAGCUGUAGAAAGGGAAAUGACUGCUAUUGAGUCAAAGUUGCGAGAGCAUGAUUCUGAAGCUCGACGGUUGAUACAAAAAUACCCAGAUAUGGCUACUCCUAUUCGAACUAAAGUUACUGAAAUUCAAGAAAAUUGGAGAAAAUUGACAAAUCUAUGUCAUGGCAGGAAACAGCGUUUGGCCAGUGCUUAUACUUUGUGCAAGUUUUUGUUUGAUUUGAAGAAACUGGAAUCAUGGGUAAAUGACAUGACUGACCGUAUGACGUCAGGUGAACUGGCAACUUCUAACGUAGAGGCCCAAAGUAUGUUACAACUUCAUCAGGAAAGAAAGGCUGAAAUAGAUGGUAGAAAAGAGACAUUUCAGUUUCUAAAGGAGUUUGGCCACCGACUCCUACAACAGAAACAUCCAGCAAAGGAAACCAUUGAAGAGAGCCUGCAAUACUUGGAAGAACUGCGACGUACCUUGACACAAGCAUGGGAAGAGCAACGACAAAUGUUGACACAGUGCUAUGAUUUACAGGUGUUCAAAGAACAUGCUAAACAAGCAGAAACAUGGUUAGCAUCAAAAGAAGCAUUCUUGAACAAUGAAGAUCUUGGGGUAAAGAUAUUUAUAAUGUUUUGUACCAAAGAAAGACUGGUACCCAAUUCUGUAGAUGAAGCUAAAGGUUCUUUUUCACUUAUCCAGGACAGUUCAUCUUCAACAUCUCUAAGAAAUUGUUGUAGCAUCAAGGCAUCUUCAAGAUUUUCUCGUCGAAUCUGGGCAUUGGAGGCAGAAAUCCAUGCUCACGAACCACUAGUUUCUGCUGUAACCAGUAAAGGCCGUCACAUGAUUCGCAGCAGCCAUUUUGCUGCAAAAGAUAUUGAGGCUAAACUGCAAGAUUUACAGUCACAACUUCAUCAUCUGAAAGACUUGGCUAGUAUUCGUAGACUGCGCCUUCAAGAUGCUGUGGAAUCCCAAAUGUUUUACACUGAAGCUAGUGAAGCAGAAGCCUGGAUAAGGGAGAAGAAACCUCUUCUCACAAAUCCAGAUUUGGGGAAAGAUGAAGACUCUGUGCAGGCUUUGAUGAAGAAACUAGAUGGACUAGUACGAGAUAUUGAAAGUUUUAACAACAACAUUGCAAAAUUGGCAAAGCUAGGACAGGGGCUUGUGGAAAGAGGUCAUUUUGAUAGUGAAAAUAUUUUAAAAAAGCAAGUGUCAGUUGAAGAAGAAUACGAGCAACUACAAAAGCUUGCAGAGGAGAGAGAUCAAAAACUUCAAGACAGUAGAAGAUUCUUUAUGUUUAUGAGAGAAGCUGAUGAAGUGGAAACUUGGAUUCAUGAUCAGAUGGUUAUUGCAAGCUCUGAAGAUGUUGGAAAGGACCUUGAACACAUUGAAAUUUUGAUCCAGAAGUUUGAAGGAUUCCUAAUCAGUCUUCAUUCUAGCGAGGAACGUGUUGGUAAAGUUAAAAAAAUGGCAGAUCUUUUGAUUGAACAAAAUCAUCCUCAAGUUGAAGAAAUUCAAGCUCGAAGUUUUCAGGUUGCUCAACUAUGGAAGGAGUUACAAGAAUGCAGUGAUGCUAGACAAGAGGCCUUAGUUGGAGCUAAGGAAGUCCACACAUUUGAUCGUAGUGCUGAUGAAACUAUCAGCUGGAUCAAUGAGAAGGAUACAACACUAUCAACUGAUGAAUUUGGUCAUGAUUUGGAAAGUGUUCUAGCACUACUGCGUCGCCACGAAGGUUUUCAGAGAGAUCUAGCAGCUGUCAAAGAACAAGUUCAGUCUUUAGUGAAAGAAGCUCAGCGUCUUGCCAGUAUAUAUCCUGAUGCAAGGGAGCACAUCAGUGCCAAACAUGAAGAAGUAGCAGAUGCUUGGAAUCAACUCCUUGAAAAAUCUGCCCAGAGGAAAGAUAGGCUCCAACAAGCUGAGAAACUACAGGCCUACUAUGAUGAAUAUAGGAUGUUGAUGUCAUGGAUAAAUGAGAUGAUGGCUCUGAUAACAGCAGAUGAGUUGGCUAAAGAUGUGCCUGGAGCUGAAGCUCUGCUUACACGGCACAAAGAACACAAAGUUGAAAUAGAUGCAAGAAUGGAACCUUGCUCUCGUUUCCAGGAAAAAGGUGAGGCUAUCAUCAUUGCAGGACACUUCAUGGCUGAUGAUGUCAGAGAUCAUAUUGAGCAGCUGAAGAGUAACUUGAAUCAGCUGAUGGAUACUUGGGAAAAAAGACAAGUUCUGUAUGAGCAAAAUCUUGAUACACAGAAAUUUGUUCUUAAUGCUGAGCAACUUGAGUUGUGGCUGCAAAGCAGAGAACCAGUUCUACGUGACAAUCAGUUUGGAGAUUCCAUAGCUGGGGUGGAAGAGUUAAUUCGUAAACAUGAUGAUUUUGAGAAAACCAUAGAGGCUCAAGAGGAAAAGUUUGCAACUCUUAAAAGGGUUACUUUGCUGGAAGAAGCAUUCCAUAAACAACAGCAGGAAGAAGAAGUGUACAAGAAGGAAGAAGCCCAGAGACGAGAACAAGAAAGAGUAGAUGCUAUGAAACGAAAGGAACAAAAAAGAAUUCUUGAUGAACGAAGAAAGGAAGAUGAAAGGCGAAGGACCCAAGAAAUUGUUUUCAAGCGACAAAAUGAGGAUUAUGACACAGAAAAUGAAGCACAAGAUCAGUUGCCUCCAUUUGGCUCAUCUCCUCGAAUGCCAGAAAUACGUAUGUCUGGAGCACUCUACCGACCAGCCAGUCAACGAUCAUUAGAUGGAGAUAAGGCCAGUCCAGUGAAACGAGUGGAAAGCAUGAGGGUUGAAUGUCUAACACCAAAAAGACCUGAUACGUUUUCUCCUUUGAAACGAUCAGAAAGUGUGAAAUUAGAUGAAAGGCAGAAGAAAGCCAAGCGAACACCAAGUUUCAACACCAGAAGAAGAACACCCAGUUUCCGUCAGCAGCGUAGGGUAGAUGACUUGCUUCCAGUGGAAAUGGAAGGGUUUUUAGAAAGAAAACAAGAGUUACAAAGUGGUGGAAAGAGAGCCACUAUACGCUCUUGGAAGACCUACUAUACUGUUCUUUGUGGCCAGCUUCUCUGCUUUUUCAAAGGUAAAGAUGCCUUCAUUGAGAACAAUGCCUCAUCUCCACCACUAGUAGUAGCACAUGCUAAGUGUUCUAAGGCUACUGAUUAUACAAAGAAAAAACAUGUAUUCAGACUUCAACUGUCUGAUGGUUCAGAAUAUCUUUUCAUGGCACAUAUGGAGAACGAAAUGCAUGAUUGGCUAGAAAAGUUAUCAUUUCAUGCAUCUCUUCCACCAAGUAUGCAGCUGAUGAGCUAUGAAACUUACAAGAAUUCCAACCUUUCCUCAGCUGUGGAUCAAAAAAACCUUGAAGAUGGAAGUCCUUUACUUUCACAAAAGUCAGAUAACAGUUCAUACACCCAACAGUAUCCAUCUAGCCCAGAAUCAACUCCUGAACAACAUCAACGUGUGAUUCGUAAUACUGUGAGUCAACCUGAACUUCAGAAUAAACAACUGACAGUUCCCCCUCCAUAUGGUGAUGCAGUUCAGAAAAGAGAAAAAGUUAAACCUCCUGUACCACCUCGAACAACAACAUCAAGGCCAGUUUCAGAACCUCCACAGCUAUAUGGCCCUGAUGAAAAAAUCUCUGUUAAAAGUCGUAUCCAGAUAUUCCAAGAACAUGCAGAAUAUUCUAAUGUUUCACAAAUCCAAGACCAGUCAUCACCAUCCUUCACAACAUUUGCUGUCAGUGGACACUCACAUCACCAAGGUCAGAAUGGAAUAGUAUCAUCAUCAGGAGAAGCUAACCUCUCUGUUUUGGGAAACCAAGAUAGUUACAGUACUAAUGAUACUCCAAUGUUGCCUUCCACAAUACCUCCUCCCUUGCCCAACAACCCCCCACCACGACCAGCAAUAAAGCAGGCCAGAGCUGAAUCUGAUGAUGACUUCCGAGGGGGCUCUGACAGUGAUUUGGACUGGCAAGGUUACCGUAGAGAUGAUAGAUUUACUAGUGAAGUGGAUGGUGUUUCUUACUGGCAGGCUUUGCCAGUAAGUCGCCCACAGACAGCCCAGGUUUCUCGUCACAUGUCCUUACCUCCAGGAACAAUUCCUCCUGAAGGAUAUCGUCCACAGAAAUAUGACAGCAGAACAAGGCAGAUGUCUUCAGAUGGCUCUUCUGAGGGAGAACUUGCAUCCCAUGCUCAUAAGAGCAAGGACAGAAAAGGCGUUUUUAGAGGGCUUUUUAAACGAAAGUAAUUGUAGUUUUAUCCCUGUCUGUGCUUGUUGUGUAUAUAGCUUGAUUUUAAUAUGCCUUUUUGUUUCACUAUAAUUUUGGUCAGAAUUGUAUAUAAUAUUUUUACUUCAGAUUGCCAUGUGUAAACAAACAUUAACUUCAUAUUAUUUCACUAAGGUGAAUUUUUUGUAUUACAUUAGUAAUAAUAAUAAUGCAGCAUGGCUUGUUUUAGUUUCUAGCAGACUUCCUUGGGCAAUAAAGUAGAAUGUUUUUCUCAUAAGUCUAUUUUGUGGAACUUAUAAUGAUUGUUAAUGGGUGUCAUGAAAUAACUUUAUAGGUGUUACAAGGAAACAUUUCUUAUACUUAAGCUUGACAUAUUACGAUUACUAUUAGGAUAACCUAGCCAAUUUGUUACUCAAGCGUUAACCGACCUAAUAUUCAUAUAUAUAUAUAUAUAUAUAUGCUGAAAAAGAACUUCUUAUGAUACAGUACUAGAAAUGUCAGAUUUGAUAACUAAAAUCAUUGUAUUGAUGCUUUGUGAUUGAAAUGUUUUGAAGAACAGCUACAGAAAUGAAGAAGAAGAAAAGAAGGCAUUUUUUUUUACUGCAGGACAGAAAAAACAAACCGUUUGUAAAAUAAAACUAUAUUGGAAUGAUAGCUUUUGUUAUUUAGCAGUCCAGUAUACCUACUGAAAUAAACUUCUUGGUGUGGUUGUUAUUUUUCUGUUUGAAAUAUUUUUUAUCCUAACUAUAAUGAGAUUACAUAUGUAUAUAUACAUAAAAGUAUUUAAAAUACCUUGUAUGUUUCAAGUAUUUUUGUAACUUCUCUUGUGUUUGAUACAAAAGUGUCACAUGAAUGUACAAAAUAACACUGAAUAACUAUAAAGUAAAGAGAUUAUGAAUUUGGGGUGAUUUUUGUUUAGUAGAAAGGUGUAUCUAACUAGAAGCUGUUUUCCAUGUAAUUUUAAUUUUAUUUGUUUUUGGUGUUUUUUUACAUUAACAUUCCAUUUUACUUCCGUCCUAAUUUUAUUUCCCAUUGAACUUAUUGAAGCAUAAUAAUUAUUUUCUAACAUUUUAGUGCCUUAGAUUUACUGAAAUGGAAAACAAGAUACUGGUGAUAAAAUAUGAUGAUAUACAUACAUCUACAAUGAAGUGUUGCAUUUCAUUGUUAUUUUUUUAUUUGUGGCAGGAAGUAGUGACAAAUGAUAGUAAUGUCAGUAUAAAGGCUAAUUUAGUCUUGCUAAUUAUAAAUUACUAUUUUUUUCUUUAUUAAACCUUCUGGAUAUACAUUCAGUACAGUUAAUUUUCUCUUAUACUGUUAUUUAAUUUUCUUCUCACCAUUCUAGAAGUUGGAAUCAUAGAUAAAUCUCAUUAUAGAAGAACUCAUACAGUUUCAGUAGUAAAGUAUAGAAAUGUGCUUUACUAUGUGCUAGUAGAAGCAAGUAACUUACUUUACUCCAGCUAUCCUAAUUAACCCAGAUCUUAUUAAGAACAUAAUGACUGCUUUUGAUGUUGGUGUAUGAAAAUGGAAAGUGUGUUGUUAAAGAAUUAUUUUUUGAAGAGUGGUGCAAUGAGUAUAACACCAAUUGAAGGAAACUGUACAAAUUUAACUUAGCAAUUAUCAGAACGUUAACUAAGUUAAAUGAGUGUUAUUGCUGUCACUAUUUUUAGAAGUAAUUCCAAAUUUUGAGAUAUUAAUUAACAACUAGAUACAUUUAUUUUAGAAAAAUGUUAAGUUUUUAAUUUCUCAUUUUGAAAACUGAAUCUUGUAAAACAGACUUCUAGAUCUGAUAAUAGAUAAUGCUGAAAUAAUUCACUUUGUAGCUUUAGUUAAAUUUCCUGUUUUUAGUUGUGAAGGAUUAGUUUGAUGAAAUACUUUCCAGUUAAACCACACCAUAUUCUGAUUUAAAGAUUUAUUGAGACAUGAAAUUUGGUUGCAUUUGUUUUGAUGGAAAACAUGAAACAGGAUAUUUAUUCUUUGUACUGAAGUUAAAUCUGAAGUAAUUUUCUAUCAGAUUCCUUAAUUUGUAUCUCACCCUUGUACUUUUUUUUUGUGAAUUAAAUAUGUAAAGUCAUGUUAACAUGAAUAUAAUUUGAUAGAGACAAAAUGGAAAGCUUAACAUGUAAUAACAUGGGAUCAGAAUUAUUCUACUAAAUAAUUUAUUUGUAAUCUUUUACCCAUAUUUUGGACAUUAAAGUGAAGUUUAUGACUUUUUACCUGCUUUUUGAGAA
Messenger RNA from Limulus polyphemus (Atlantic horseshoe crab), 13788 nucleotides. RefSeq names its product spectrin beta chain, non-erythrocytic 1-like. The transcript has 74 exons. NCBI's taxonomy places the organism in Eukaryota, Metazoa, Arthropoda, Merostomata, Xiphosura, Limulidae. Bases 7 to 11580 code for a protein of 3857 amino acids. The record is from RefSeq and is a predicted model, not a curated record. Gene Ontology annotation, cellular component: cell projection; plasma membrane; cell junction. Gene Ontology annotation, molecular function: phospholipid binding; actin lateral binding. Gene Ontology annotation, biological process: actin cytoskeleton organization; actin filament bundle assembly.